AGUGUCUAUGCACCUGUUAAACCCGUCCGCCAAUCACACGUCCAUGUCAAUGUACUCCAAGAUGGCGACCUCCACCGUUCUGUAUUAUACGGUAUCGGCAAUUGCAACAAAGGGGCAUUAUUGACACACGUCAAAACAUUGUUGUUGGUUGCUGCAAAGACAAGCCGGUUUAGUAUAUCGAAUCUGAAACGCUAAAAUCUUCUCCAAUGCUUUGUACAUUUGUAUAGCUGCGCGCCGUGUUGGACUGAGAGGAUUUGCAUUAACCGAGCAUGGCCACCGACAACAUAAUUCAUUUCUGGAGGAAAAACGCAAAGGUUCCAGGAAGUAUACAGCCACUGCUCUUUCUCCUCUACAGUAUACAGCCAGUGUAUGGAGCGCAACACCCUCCCCUUGACCCCAGAAUACACCGCACGUUUCCUAAAGACAGUCCCAAGGGAAACAACCUCAAGUCUAAAAAAGCCUCUAGUUUCCACGAAUUUGCCCGUAGCACCAAUGAUGCCUGGGACAUUGAUGACGAGGACGAUGAGGACUUCUUAGCUCCCAGUCACCCCUCAUCUCUCCCGCCCACCCUGCUCUCCACGCACCAGGUUCCUCCUCUUCCUUUACAACAACCCAGGGACACCACCAGGGAGCCAGACACAGGGCCUGCAGACCGGCUGGCUCCCCCAACAGCAGAGGGCUGUCUUCAGCAGAAGGAGGACACAGACUGUGGACAGAUCAAUGGCAGAGUGGUGGUGAAGUCCAGCAGUGAGGCCCUGCUCAACACCAAUACAGUGCGCUCCACCCUGCAGAAGCAACAGUCUCUCCCAGUUCGUCCUAUCAUCCCGUUAGUCGCCAGAAUCUCUGACCAAAAUUCCUCGGGGGCCCCAAUCAUGACAGUGCGAGACAAGAGCCGAUUGGACAAAUUCAAAUACCUUCUGUCCUGUCCUAACACCGACCUCGAGGAGCUCCGGAAGCACAGCUGGUCAGGUAUUCCACGAGAAGUGAGGCCCAUCACAUGGAGGCUUCUCUCUGGUUACCUUCCAGCCAACAUGGAGCGCAGAGACCUGGUGCUGAAGAGGAAGAGAGACGAGUAUUUUGGCUUCAUUGAACAGUAUUACCACUCCAGGACAGACGAAACUUACAAAGACACAUAUAGACAGAUCCACAUCGAUAUUCCGAGGACAAACCCACUAAUUCCACUUUUCCAGCAGCCCGCUGUGCAAGAGGUGUUUGAGAGGAUCCUCUUCAUCUGGGCUAUCCGCCAUCCAGCUAGCGGCUACGUCCAGGGAAUCAACGACUUGGUCACUCCAUUCUUUGUAGUCUUCCUCUCCGAAUUUGUUGAGGAGGACGUGGAGAAUUUUGACGUAGCGUCCCUGCCUCUUGACACCCAGAGGAACAUUGAGGCAGACAGUUUCUGGUGCAUGACCAAGCUGCUGGACGGAAUACAGGACAACUACACUUUUGCUCAGCCAGGAAUUCAGAAUAAUGUGAAAGCUUUGGAAGAAUUGGUCAGCAGAAUCGAUGAGGACAUACACAACUACUUUAAGAGGUACGAGGUGGAGUACCUGCAGUUUGCGUUUCGCUGGAUGAACAACCUGCUGAUGAGAGAGCUGCCGCUACGCUGCACCAUCCGCCUCUGGGACACCUAUCAGGCUGAACAAGAGGGCUUCUCCCACUUCCACCUCUACGUCUGUGCUGCUUUCCUGAUCGAGUGGCGUAAAGAGAUACUCUCCAUGGUCGAUUUUCAGGGUCUUCUCAUGUUACUCCAGAACCUUCCCACAAUCCACUGGGGGAAUGAGGAAGUGGGCCUUCUCCUGGCUGAAGCGUACAGACUCAAGUACAUGUUCGCUGACGCGCCCAAUCACUACAAGAGAUAGGCUUCUAUGCAAUGGUGUAAAAACAGAUUCUGAUAUACUGUUACGAGGAAUGUAAGGUUUCAUUCCUCUCUUUGAUAUGACUGACCGACUUAUAGCUUGCACACAGGUACAGAAUAAUUCACUCAAAAUGGGAACCCUCAAACCCUAUUUCUACAAUAGUUUUCUUGCAGGUUCUCUCUGUUUGUUAAGACUUGUAUUGGCAAGUUUCAUUCCACUAACACUGCAGUGUAUUAUCUCAGAGCCACUUGCUUAGACAUGUCAAUAGUAGUCUGUUACAAUUAAUGCGGUAGGCAUGGAGUAGGUUCUGGACAUACAACACAGCUAAUCCUCAACUGACUAGGUAUCCCCCUUUCCCUUUCCCUUCAACCUAACUCCUAUUAACCAUAACCUUAUGUGAGUCCUGGUAUUGGGACUUUGUACUGUUCUGGUAUUAGAACUUUGUACUGUCCUGGUAUUAGAACUCUAUACUGUUCUGGUAUUAGAACUCUGUACUGUUAUGGUAUUAGAACUCUACACUGUUCUGGUAUUAGAACUCUACACUGUUCUGGUAUUAGAACUCUACACUGUUCUGGUAUUAGAACUCUAUACUGUUCUGGUAUUAGAACUCUAUACUGUUCUGGUAUUAGAACUCUAUACUGUCCUGGUAUUAGAACUCUAUACUGUUCUGGUAUUAGAACUCUAUACUGUUCUGGUAUUAGAACUCUAUACUGUUCUGGUAUUAGAACUCUAUACUGUUCUGGUAUUAGAACUCUAUACUGUCCUGGUAUUAGAACUCUAUACUGUUCUGGUAUUAGAACUCUAUACUGUUCUGGUAUUAGAACUCUAUACUGUUCUGGUAUUAGAACUCUACACUGUUCUGGUAUUAGAACUCUAUACUGUUCUGGUAUUAGAACUCUAUACUGUUCUGGUAUUAGAACUCUAUACUGUUCUGGUAUUAGAACUCUGUACUGUUCUGGUAUUAGAACUCUAUACUAUACUGCAUGAAUGAAUGAUAUUUUAAUCCAGAGGGGAUAAAUACUUGGCCAUUGUUUUAUGGUGUUUUAAAUUCAAAUUCAUACUGGCAUUAAUCAGUAUCGAUUGUCUCAGAAGUUUAAACAUAUACUUGAAAGAACUCUGAAUGGAUGAUGAAUGUUUAAGUGAUCAUCGUUCAAGUUUCAGAGAGAAUAUAUUUGAGUUAUUUCGUUUUUUAUCUAACAAGAGUUUUGUGGUAAAGCUAGUCCACAUAUUUGACCACUUUGUCCCCACUUGUUCCCUUCAUGGCUAUAUUGAGUCCAGUAAAAGUCCAGUCUGAAUAUCUACUGAAGAAAUUGUCCAAUGUAGUACAACAUGAUACAGGAGGUGUCACAGCUGUUACUAAUAGCCGCUCUGUAAGACCAGGAAACGGUACUUUAUUUCGGGGCUUACCUAUAGUGGUGCCAUAUUGAAUCCCAAGGCCUCAAUGUGAAUAGAAUGAGAAUGGGGACCGUGUGUUUUUAGAUGGUGUAUUAUUGUUAACACUUGAGCUACAUUUUCAGUUAAUCUGGAUCUUAGGUUAUGUUUAUCUCAACUGAGAUACUAGCUAUUUUGCUUUGUAAUUCUCAGGCUUAAUUUUCACAUUCAGAUUAGUCACACUUUCUUUUUAGAUUAUUUGAAACGGUGGCACAAUAUGAAAGUUGCUAAAUUGUUUCAAAAUUAAGUUGUCAUUUGAAACUAAUGAGACCUGUUUACCCUUCAAGUAGUGUACAUUUAAGAGUAUCUGACACUUUACCAAAUGUAUAUUUUGUAUGUUUGCGGUGUCCAUAACAUACGCUGAAGGUUUUGCAUGGUCUAGUUCCUCUUUCUGAAGACAUAUACAAAGCAACCAGUGCAAUCUAAAUCAACAAUCUGCAACACAAUGUAACAACCAUCCAGGAAGUUGUUCAGAUAGUAGACAAAAUAACUGUUCUACUUCCUGUUGUUUGCCACAGCAUCUACUCUUAUUUACUAUGGUUAACUUAAAACAGUCGUCUGUAAACUUUAAUAAUUAUAGAAGUGAAAAUUGUGUAUAUUAAGAAUUCAAAUGUUUGUUUUUCAGUAAAUGAAUGUGUUUUGACUUGCCUCUGAGGGUUGUCUGCUAAUGCUGAUGUUGAUAUUCCAACUUUUAGUAGCCCUCCUGAGUCGCUGCACAGUUACUUGAUCUGUUGGAAACUGUGAUAUCAACACAGCUGUAUUUCAAGUCUGUAAUGAUGCCUUUGUUAUAAGCAUUUGUAAUGCACUUUGACUAGCAUAGAAAACUGAAAUGUUAUAAUUUGCCCUGUUUUGUUUGUACAGCAUUUGUGUUUCAAUUUAAAAUAUUGGGGUUAUGUGGGAGCUUACCUGCUGUGACCUCACUUAGGUGACGUAAAGCAGGAAUAGUAAUUACAUUUAAACAAUGGAAUGUGAAUAUUUAUGUUAUUAUUUCACCCACCUUCAUAACCAUUUCUCUGCUCUGGUACGAAAGGUUUGACAAUCAUUCUUUAGAUUUUAUCAUUAUUGUAUUGGCAUUGAGGUUCAAGUUUGUGAAAUUGACAUGUGGAUAUGACAUUGAACAAUAUGGAGUACAUUUGUUUUGUCAGGUUUUAGUGACCCUAUGACAACCUAAAAAAAAAAAAAUUGUUUUAACUGAAGUUUUUUUUAAAUAAUCAGUACUAGGACAGUGACCUUGGUGGUAUUAGACCUGUAAUGAUAUGAUAUGAAUUCACUUCAUGAUACUGAGGAAACAGAAGUGCCAUAACUUCCCUACCAGUAUUAUUCUCAUAUUGGUUUUCAAGAUCACCACGUAGUUCAAUUAGGAUUUUUCUGCAAUUUAAAUCAUCUAAUUGAAUCAUUCUACUUUUGAUUUCUGCAUGUUCCCAGUGCACAUUUUACCAUGUCUUCUCAAUUCAGUUCUCAAUUCAGGGUUUUUGUAGAACAAAGUCAGACUUAUGUUCGUUGUUGGCAUUUUCAAAUAUAUAAUGAUUACUUUGUGUAUUUGAAUAUUUACCUUUCAGCCUUAAAGUAAACUAUGCUCUGUCCUCAUGUGUUUAUUUGCUCCCAAAAAUGUAGGACUUUAUUAUUUCAAUUGAAUUCAUUCUACAAUUCAAUCCAUGUCCCGUGUUGUUUUAUGGUCAUUCAAAGGUUUCACUGCAUUUUUGGUUUUAAAAACAGGAUGUAUAGUAACAGGACUACGAAACCUGAAUUCAUUGUCUAAAAUUCAUCUGUAGUCAUUCAGUUUUCAUUUUCUUAUCUUCAAUGCCAAACUAUAUGGCCAAUAAUGUUUUCAUUCAGUUCAAUGCUUCUGUAGUCAAUACUGGUUUUAGCCUUAAAUGGAGGAAAUAUUACAGUAAUCUACUGUAUAUAAAUGUUUUGUUUAUAUUAAACGAUUGUUACCCUU
This is a messenger RNA of Salvelinus fontinalis (brook trout), 5229 nucleotides long. Its product is annotated as TBC1 domain family member 22B-like. Lineage: Eukaryota; Metazoa; Chordata; Actinopteri; Salmoniformes; Salmonidae. The record is from RefSeq and is a predicted model, not a curated record. Gene Ontology annotation, molecular function: GTPase activator activity. Bases 270 to 1859 code for a protein of 529 amino acids. The transcript is spliced from 13 exons. Gene Ontology annotation, biological process: activation of GTPase activity.